AAGCGAGUUUACGGUAAUGCGUGUUCACUGUGUUGUGGUUGGGUGAGUGUUGGAGGCAUGGAGGCGAUACUGAACUGCAGAACGGAGGAUUUGGAGGAUUAUUACGGGCUGCUCGGCUGCGAUGAACUGUCAACGCCUGAACAGAUUGUCAACGAGUUUAAAGUGAGAGCCCUGGCCUGCCAUCCUGACAAGCAUCCAGAGAACCCUAACGCAGUGGAGGAGUUCCAGAAGUUACAUGAGGCUAAAGAGAUCCUCACAGAUGAGAAGAAAAGAAAGUGUUAUGAUCUCUGGCUCAGAAGUCGAAUCACAAUCCCAUUCAGCCAAUGGCAAGCGCUCAGCGACUCGGUCAAAACUUCGAUGCAUUGGGCCGUGAGGAUGAAGAAAGAGCCGAUGCUCGAGGACACGGAUCGUCCAGUGAACUCGAGGAGUGAAGGCGCAGUGGAGGAGAAACCCUCUGGAGCAGCACUGCCGUCAGGCGAGUGCCGGCACCACAGGUUUCGCUGGGCUGGUGAAGCUCCCUCAGGCCUUUUACUGAAGUUCAGGAACUAUGAAAUAUAAUGCAGAGUUUCUGCGCUUCUGUUCUUUGCUUCCGUGUGAGUGCCUGUAUCAUGCAUAGAGAGUCAGAACUGACCAAUCAUCAACUGUGUUUCACCUUAACAUUGACUUGAUUCGGUUGUUUGUUUUGUAGGAUGAUAAUACAUGUUGAAAUUAGUGAUCAUCGUAUGC
This is a messenger RNA of Pimephales promelas (fathead minnow), 726 nucleotides long. RefSeq names its product DnaJ heat shock protein family (Hsp40) member C12 (gene dnajc12). Gene Ontology annotation, cellular component: cytoplasm. The record is from RefSeq and is a predicted model, not a curated record. NCBI's taxonomy places the organism in Eukaryota, Metazoa, Chordata, Actinopteri, Cypriniformes, Leuciscidae.